GAUGAUGAACACGUAAUCCAAAAACAAAAAAAAACAAGAUUCAAAGGUCAGAUUAUCAUCCAGAUUAAUCAACAGAUAAAUAAAAAUUAUCCAUCAAAACAUGGUCAUCGAACAUAGAAGUAAAAAUCAUAUCAACAUUAUGAAUCUGUUAACGAAAUGUGAAUGCCGAUUUCAACAGAUUAAAGAUAAAUCUGAUUGGCGAUUAGAGCAGUAUAUAAAAUCUAUAUUCCAAAUGCUUGAACAAGAAGAGAUUAAGACCGGUAAACUAAAUGAUGAAUUGGUAGCAGCGAAAAAGAAGGCACAAUUUUUUCAAGGAUUACUUGAUGCCCAUUCCAAAGAGACAAUAUUGGAACAAUAUUCAAUCAUUAAUUCAUUGCAAUCAAAUUCGGAAAAUAAAACAAAAUCAGAAACAAAACGAAUACAUCUAACUGAAAUAGCUAACUGUGAUAAACGAAUUAAAACUGAACUAUUAUCAUCAUCAUUAUUAUCAUCGGACAAAACAACCGAUGAACAGGAAAAUCGAAAACCACAAAAUACUAAAAACAAAAAUUAUGAUGAUAUCGUUAAAUAUCAUGAAUUAUUACAAGAACAAGUUACAAAUGAAAUGGUUGUAUUGGUUCGUAGUUUAAAACAAAAUCUAACCACCAGUAAUGAAAUUGUUAAAAAAGAUACUGAAUUAUUGGAGAAUACUAAUCGUUUUACCGAAACAAAUGUAUCGAAUUUACGAAAAAAUACGGAUAAAAUUCGUGAAUUUGCCAGCGCUGCUUGUGAAUAUUGGCUAUGGAUAUCAUUAACAUUGGUUAUAUUUGCAUUUUUAUUUAUGGUUAUUUUUAUACGAUUGUUUCCGAAAAAAGCCACCAUUAUUGUUAUAAAUAAUGUUGCUGGACAAUCAUCAUCGGAAACAAUCAAUGCCUAUUAUAAUAAUGAUAAUAAUCAACCAAGGAUAGAAUUAUGAUUGUAAAAAAUAUGGAAAUGUAAUAUAUUUUUGUUUUUUCAUUUCAAAUAAAAACUCCCAAUAAAUUUUUUUUU
Dermatophagoides farinae (American house dust mite) is the source of this 1029-nucleotide messenger RNA. It is a transcript of the gene Use1, whose product is annotated as Vesicle transport protein Use1. Gene Ontology annotation, biological process: retrograde vesicle-mediated transport, Golgi to endoplasmic reticulum. The record is from RefSeq and is a predicted model, not a curated record. Gene Ontology annotation, molecular function: SNAP receptor activity. Lineage: Eukaryota; Metazoa; Arthropoda; Arachnida; Sarcoptiformes; Pyroglyphidae. Gene Ontology annotation, cellular component: SNARE complex; endoplasmic reticulum.